Messenger RNA from Paramisgurnus dabryanus, 5618 nucleotides. The record is from RefSeq and is a predicted model, not a curated record. Lineage: Eukaryota; Metazoa; Chordata; Actinopteri; Cypriniformes; Cobitidae.
CAUUACAAUUGGAUUAGCUGACUAAAAAGUGGAGAGAUGUUCGAAUCAACAAAAACCAAUGCGACUGAAUCGGAUUAUAUCAUUAUUGUCAGAGGAUAUUGCCUUCAAUGGACGAGCACAGAUUCUACAGAACCCAAUAGUUCCAAAGCCUUGAAGCCACAACACAGAAAGCAUGGUCACAUGUUGUCUUAAAACGUGUUCUGGGAACAGUUAAAAUAUCUUGCCCUGAAGACCUCGGAGACCAACAAGGAGUAUGCUGUGUAAUAGAUCCUGGACAUAAGAGGGUGCUUGACCAUGCAAGGCUUUGAAAGUAAUGACCAAAAUUUUAAAAUGUAUACUUUAAAACCAAGAGGAAGCCUAAAAAGAGCCUUCAGCACAGGAGUAAUGUGCGAGUGCGACCUCCUGCUGGUCCUAGUCGAAAGUCUAGCAGUUGCAUUCUGUACAAUUUGCAGCCAAAGCUGAAAUGGGAAGUUUAUCAUUUUAUAAAACGCCGUGAGGGAACAUUCUGUGUUUGAUGGGUAGUGAGUUUUUGAGGGUUCACCUAUAGAAAUAUAUACUGCAUCCUCAGGACUGUUGUUCAGUGAAAUUUUUAUAUUUUGUCAUCUGCAUAAAUUUUUGUCCAGAUGAACACCGUGUAAUUGGAUUAUGAAUUAUGGUCAAAACAAAUGUUCUGUAGAAAUUAACUGUUUGUACCUGUACCAGCUGUUAUGGCAGCCUCUAACUGCCCAAAUUAUGCCGGUCUUUCUUGAUUUCAUAAUAAACAUUAACGCACAUGCAUGUCUCUUGCAAUACAAUUAGCUUUAGUGGCUCGCCGGAAGUCUUACACAAAAGAGAUUAAAGAUGGCGGUGCCCACAUUUAUGUAAAAAAUAAGGUGGAUAGCUCAACCUCUUCUUCAAAUUACAUUUAUCAAAGAGUGACAGGUAAUGGUAAAAUCAAACAGCUGCCAGACUUCGACAUUAUAGAAACAGUGGCGCCACACCAUGGGUGAACCUGGUAUCUAAACCUGAAAAAGACAUUAGUUCAGGGGUUUUCAAACUAGGGUCCGUAUGAGAAUCCAGGAGGUUCUCACAUUUAUCUUACAUAAUGUAAUGGGUGAUUUUUAAACUUUUCUAUUUCUCGCAUCUGAUUUAAUAGAUGCUCAUGUUAACUGCCGUAACUUCCUUACACAAUUUAAUAAGCUCAGAACACAAAAAAUUAAGCCGAAGCUACUAAAACUCACACUGAUAUAUUUCUUUCACACUUCCCUUUUUUGUCAUCACAAAAGACAUCUGAAAACAUCAUAACACGUUCUUCCAAAUGGAUUUUUCACAUAUUUAACCAGACUUUAGAAACAAUGCAGUGACUUCUUGGUUGCAGCAAGCAGGUUGUCACCUGCUGUAUUUACAUAUUACUCUAUACUGUCCUAUUUUCUACUCCUACUCACUCCUCGACAAACAACUCCUCCAGCACAUUAGUCAUUUUUAACAGUUGAUAAGAAACUGCAAUACCAUGCAGAAGAGCCUGUUAACACAUUGUAUGAUACUUGUCAAAAUCAUUGACUAAAUUAUUACCAUAGCAAUUGGUAACACUGAAUGAUCAUCUUCAUCCCAAAGUUUUUUACUUUACCUAUGAUUCAUUUCCUUCUAAAACUGUUUCCAGAGAGUUCUGAAAUCAUUCACCACCCCAAAAGCAUAUCUUGAUAUUAUCUAGAACGUUACUGCAAUUUGUUGGAAUAUUUCCAAGGGACCCUGUCAAACAUGUUUCGCUUACAGGUUGAAUAAUCUGUUUAGAGAGAAACAAAGACAUGAUGACGUAGAUUUCAAUGUCACUGAUAACCACUGAAAAAUGAAUGUCAUUGAAGUAAACUUGGCUUCAGUUAACAAAAUGAAUCUUGAAACAUGCAGAUUAUACAGUAAGUUAUUCAAAAUACUUAAAUUACGUUAAUAACAUUUUAGUAAUGAAAUUAAUAGAACAGUCUAUUAGUCUAAGUCAUUUUGCGGUCUUUUAGAUCACUAUGAAACAAGUUGUGUAACUGCUAACCAGAUGCAAAUGAUAACGUAAAAAGGCCAUUUCCUUAAAUUCUGGUUUUAUUCCUUAAACAACUCGCUUUGGCGUCCUAUGUUUAAUCAUAAAGUUAAUUUUACCAUUUAUUGCAUAAAAUUACGAUUUUGAACUCAUAAUCAAAAUGCUAUUGUUAACGUGAUUGUAAUUCUUUUGAAAUGUCGUUAAAAAUCUAUUUAUUGGAAACUAUGUCAAUGACAUUUUUUCAUUUCACAGUUCAUAGGGAGAGACCAUGUUUAAAAAUGUUGUUUUCUGGCCUGUGCCUUGGAAUUACAGGAUUUCUGGUUUUAUGGACUUACGUGGGAAGUAAAGAAGAUAAACAUCCUUCAACCAGCUUUUUGUUUCAGCACUUUGCAAAACUUUACAAUUCCAGAAACUCCUCCACCUCUCCUGCAGAUGUUCUGCUAGAAAUCAGUUCAGAAGACUCAGAGUCAAGUUCAAGUUCAUUUUACUCAGAAUUUGGAAUCAGUUCAGAAAGUUACUCCAGUUUACAGCAGACUCUUUACUGGGCUGGACCAGACAGAUCAAUUACAAAUGUGUCUAUGAGUACAAGUCCAGAUCACUCCACUUUCAUCAUUCAGAACCUGAAAGACAGCUACCAAAUAGGGGAGGAGCUUUUUGUUACUAUCCAUGCCAGAGACUUUAACAAUAAAUCUAAACGUUAUGGAGGGGAUUUCUUUCAAGCAAAGCUUUUCUCAUCCAAAAGUCCCAAAAAGGCCAGUGUGUUCGGGGAGGUGGUGGAUUUGCUCAACGGUUCCUACUCUGUGCGUUUUCUUCUGCCAUGGGUUGGAGAGGCACAGGUGGCUGUGCGUCUGAUCCACUCCAGUGAAGCUGUGCAGGUCCUCAAGCAUCACAGAGCCACAGAUUCUGACAGAGUGUCUUUCCUUGGAUAUUUUGAAGGCCCAGGACCAAAUGGGACCCACCUGAAAGAAACCGUGUUGUGCAAUGUGAAGUCAGACAAGAAUGGACUGGAGAGGAUCAAAAAUGGAGAUUGUUGCUGUGAAUACAAAGAUUCUCGCAAUGGAGAAGAAUGGCGCUGUCAGAGACCCAAAUCACUGCCAUGCAGCGCUCGUGUGUAUCACUCUUUUGGAGAGUAUAUCAACCACGUGACUGCCAAAGAAGCAAUGUUUUUGAAUCCAAGCAACAAGGGUAUCAAUGGACUAAAAAACACAAGAAUCAAGAUUUUUCCCCUUAACGGAACUUCAAAAAUUGAUGUAACACAGAAAUGUCGCCCCGGUUUGCAUACACCAAUUCCUGCUGGGUAUUACCUGAAUGAUGUGUGGACAUCUUUGGUGUGUAGCACCCGUCAUUUUACUACCCAAACAACAACACAGUGCCUGAAAGACAAACACAUCUUUAUGAUGGGAGACUCGACCUUGAGACAGUGGUUUGAGUUACUGGUGAAAGUUGUACCAACUUUGAAGCAGAUGAACCUGCAUGUUAUACAUCAGACAGGUCCACUUAUAGCAGUGGAUGUGGAGAACAACAUUGACUUACACUGGAGGGCUCACGGUGUUCCUCUACGAAGUCGUAAAACUGAAGUUACUAAUCUGCACUACGUCAGUAAUGAGAUUGAUGAUCUGACUGGAGGACCUCACACUGUGUUUGUUUUUCACCUGGGGAUCCACUUUACGACAUUUCCUCUAGAUUACUUCACCAAAAGAGUGCUGAGGAUCCGCAAAGCGGUAUUAGAUUUGUUACAGCGCGCACCAGACACUACUGUUAUAAUCAAGACUGCCAACACUGGCUUUAAGGAUGUGUUUGGCAGUGACUGGUAUUCUCUGCAGUUGGACACAAUUUUACGGUGGGCUUUUCAGGAUGUUGGUGUUUAUAUUAUCGAUGUGUGGCAAAUGACAGCCUGUCAUUACAACAAAGAGAACAUUCAUCCAGGUGGUGUUAUCCUUAAAAAUGAGAUAGACAUUUUACUUUCUUUUAUUUGUCCUGCAUGAAUGACAGAGUCAAUGGAUAACCUGUUUUUUUACUUCAUUGUACUUUAUUCUUUUUCAUUACUAAAAAACAAUGGUAUUUUGUGCAUUUGGUAUAAUACAAUGGAUUUGCGUUGUUUAUGGUUAAAAAAAACGGUAACACUUUAUAUUACGACCGUGUAAUCAAACAGAAUUUACAGCGUACCUACAGUUGUAACAACAGAGUACCUUUAAAGUUUCAUACUUGUAGGUAAAAGGGAAAAUUAUGUUAAGUUUUCAAUAAUAAGGGGGUAAGAAUAUGGAAAAUUAUAAGUUAUUUAUACUCUAUGUAAUUUAUAAGUAGAGGGUAUCUAUUGUAAUAUAACUGGGUAUGUAUGCUUUAGGUCUAUAUAUAUAUAUAUAUAUAUCAUUUUAUAAAAAAAUAAAAUAUUAAAAAGUGCAGCUGAUUUAAUUGGUUAUUUAUCUGUGUUUUAAGGCAAGUACAAUAAAAUCUAGCAACUUGUACCUCUUUGAUUUGUAGGUAUAUGUCGAAAGGAGUUACCAGGUAACUCUUACAUUUGGGGGCUGUAACUUAAAGGAGCAUUUCACCCGUAUAAACAUUAAUCUUUAUUGAAUGUGUGUCAUAUUUGUAGUCUAAAUGUAACAUACAUUUAGAAUUUGGUGCCUAUUUGACCGAGAAAAGGGGUGUUUGUACCCCCCUCAACAAAGAUAUUGGACUUCCUGAUUUCAAUUAUGCAAAAUGAUGAUUUUUUACAUCAUUGAAAGAAGGAAGUGCAACACUGAAAUCUGUAUUUCUCCUGUCUCAGCGGCAACUGAGGAAAUGAUGCAUGACCAUUCAAAAACAUGACUGGGGUUCUAACUAUACAAAUCUUAAUGCAAAUGGGUGAACUGUCUCUUUAGAAUGGCGCUUGUUACCACCUUAUUCUGUGUAUUGCAGGUCUUACGUUUGCAGGCUGUACAUUAAAGUUGUUACCAGGUAAUUCUUACCUUUGCGGGCUGUAAAUGAAAGUGAUGUUGUAAAUUUUGUUAUAGGGUAAAUAAAUACCAUAAACAUACACAAUAUUGUGAUCUUAAUUUAAAAACAACUUUAUUGUUAUUUACAGGAGUCCAUUAUUUGCUCUGAAUUUAAAUUUUACAAGCAUGCACAAUGAAACACACCUCUGCAAGCGCAACUGCGUCAUUAACAUUAUGGAAAUUAGCCCAUUCUGUUCUUUUUUUGUAAUGCUUUAUGUCUUUAUUUAUACUAAUGUUUUGUAUUUAUUGUCAUUUUACGGUCUAUUUUUGUUGAGAUUAUUAUUAAAUCUCUGUGGCGGUUUUUCACCUACUGUUUUUCUGAUCUCUAUUUUAAUCAAUAUGGUCCAAUGAAACAAUUAUUUUUAUGCCUGAGGGCCCUUGUCUUGGCAUGGGGCCCCAGGCAAUUGCCUUUAUUGCCUGUUGGAUGUGCUGGCCCUGAUCACAGAUGAGAAAAUGUCUUAACCACAAAAGUCUUCACUGCUGUGGUUAAAAGCAUAGGUCAAUGUUAGUAUGACAGUAUGAUUUACAUAGAUAUAUAGAUAUCAUAUAAAUAUAGACAAAUUCCAAUUUAUGUCUCUUAAUUUUUCAGGAAAAUUAAAAAGUGCACAUGUAGGUCCAUUUUCUACUAUGCCAACCCA